GACAUUUGGGCUCCAGGCUGCGCGGGGCGGUGGCAGAGGUCAGGCCGUUGCCGAGGCGGCCACAUGCCGCUGGCCCUGCUCCCGGCGCUCCUGCCCGCGCUGCUGGCCGGGCUGGGCGGCGCCGUCGCGCCGAGCGGGGGCGCCGCCUCCGGGGCCGGGCCGCCGCCGCCGCCGCCCCCGGAGUUCCGCAUCGACCUGGACGUGGAGCCCGAAGAGAGGUUCCGAGAGGUCACGCUGCACUUCCGCGCGCCCGUGCAGGGCCUCGUCGCGCACCUCGAGGCGGCGGGCGGCCGCCUCGGCGUGGCCUUCGUCCGCCGCCUCGUGGCGCACCGCGGCGUGGAGAAGGACGAGGAUCGCGGGCGGGGGAGGUCAGGGGCUACGCGAAGUACGCGCAGAUUCCGCUCGAGUACGCCCAGCUUGCGCAGAUGAUCUACGAGCUGCAGACCAUCAUGGUUCCUGUCGAGAACGUGACCUGGCCCUGGGGCCAGAGCACCCAGCGCAGCGGCUUGGAGCCAUCCUUCGGGUGCACGGGCAUCGUGGCCAGGAGCGCGGACGACGGCACGGUGAUCCACGCCAGGAAUUUGGAUUUCAGCUUCGCCAGGUGGUUGCAGAAGAUGAGUUACGUCGGCCCAGCCGCUGUUUCUGUCUUCUCCUACUCCUCCUCCUCUUCCUCCGUCCUCCUCCUCUCCCCUCCUCCCUCUUCCUCCUCCUCCUUUCCCCUCGUCGGCACGUUUUUCAAGGGAG
Prorocentrum cordatum is the source of this 744-nucleotide messenger RNA. Lineage: Eukaryota; Dinophyceae; Prorocentrales; Prorocentraceae. The record is from the annotation of a GenBank genome assembly.